GUUCCUUCAUCCAGGUCUCAACUGAUAGGUCCGAGGGAAAAGCAUAACUCUGAGUUACUGCCUAACACAGUUUGCAUGAGAGAAGCUGAGGACUUAGAGAAUUGCUCAAUUAAGAUGGCUUUAAGAGAAUGUGAAAUAGAGAAAGCUCAUAUAGAAUGCUCUUGUAAUGUUGUAGAGAAUAGACGUGCCCUGACCCAAGUUGCAAAUAAAACCCUAAUUCUCUUUGAGGAUGUAGAUACUGUUUUUGAUGAAGAUCGUGGUUUUAUUUCUACUAUACUUCAGCUGGCUGAAACUGCAAAGCGACCCAUAAUACUUACAAGCAAUGAUAAGAAUCCUAUCUUACCACAGCUUCUGGACCGGGUCACUUUGGAGUUCAAACAUCCAUCAUCUGAGGAGCUGCUGUCACUUGUACACAUGAUUUGUGCUUCUGAGAAAGCUCAAAUUUCUGCCCAAUUGAUGGAGCACUUAAUCAGGUCUUGUCUAGGUGAUAUCCGUAAGACUCUUAUGCUUCUUCAGUUCUGGUGCCAGGGCAAGAGAGACCAUACAGACUGGAAAAUGCAAUUCACCACAUACAGCCCCCUCCCAUUUGAUAUUGAUGCUGCACAUCUCAUAUGACUUAGGAGCAAAUGCCCCUCUCAAUGCUCAAGGAGAUGCUCGAAUACCCAAUACCACAAGCCAUGCAUGUUCUUCUGCCAGAAAUGCUGCAUGAAGUGCCUCUGCGUGCCCCCAGGCUUCUAUGGGAACAAAGGUGUCUGCCCCUGCAAGCAGCAGAAGGCUUCUAUGAGAACAAAGGGUCCCGAGCAAGCAGCAGAGCUUGGUUGACUGGGCUCGCCCCAAGCUUAAUGACAAUAUUGUAGAGAUGAUGAUGCCGACCCUUGAUACAUAUUGUAGAUUGUGUACUUAGGAAUUUGACUUGUAUGUUUUUAGAAUGUUUUUGAAGUACAAUGUAAUCAAAUAUGAUAAUA
Molecule: messenger RNA, 965 nt
Organism: Phoenix dactylifera (date palm)
Lineage: Eukaryota; Viridiplantae; Streptophyta; Magnoliopsida; Arecales; Arecaceae
Source: RefSeq, a predicted model, not a curated record